Messenger RNA from Stegastes partitus (bicolor damselfish), 2600 nucleotides. RefSeq names its product ring finger protein 34b (gene rnf34b). Gene Ontology annotation, cellular component: cytoplasm; plasma membrane. NCBI's taxonomy places the organism in Eukaryota, Metazoa, Chordata, Actinopteri, Pomacentridae. The record is from RefSeq and is a predicted model, not a curated record. Gene Ontology annotation, molecular function: ubiquitin protein ligase activity. The coding region runs from base 53 to 1327 and encodes 424 amino acids. The transcript is spliced from 8 exons. Gene Ontology annotation, biological process: proteasome-mediated ubiquitin-dependent protein catabolic process; negative regulation of extrinsic apoptotic signaling pathway via death domain receptors; protein K48-linked ubiquitination.
CAAUGGUCGUCGUCCUGACAUUACUCGGCAGAUUCCUCAAACGGGAGGUGCAAUGAAGGCGGGGGCAUCGUCCAUGUGGGCGUCAUGCUGCGGGCUGCUGAACGAGGUGAUGGGCACGGGCACGGUGAGGGCGCAGCAGCCGGGGUUUGGAGCGGGGGCGGGGCCCUUCCGCUUCGCCCCCAGCGCUGGGUACUCCACCUACCCCCCCACCAGCUCAGGGAGCGCCGGGCAGCUGUGCAAGGCCUGCGGACUGGCCUUCUCCGUCUUCAGACGCAAGCACAUCUGCUGUGACUGUAAGAAGAGCUUCUGCGCCCUGUGCUCAGUGCUGCAGGAGAACCUGCGCUGCUGCACGACCUGCCACCUCCUGCGCGGCACGGCCUUCCAGCGGCCUCGGCUCAUGCAGCUCCGAGUGAAGGACCUGCGCCAGUACCUGCUGCUGCGCAACAUCCCCACCGACACAUGCAGGGAGAAGGAGGACCUGGUGGACCUGGUGCUCUGCCAUCAGGGCACGAGGGAGACCCCGAGAGCGGCGGUGGUGGAGGAGGACGAAGAGGAGGACGAGGAGGAGGAAGAGGAGGAGGAGGAGGAGGAAGAAGAAGGAGAGGACACGCAUGAGGAGGAGGAGGAAGAGGAGGAGGAGGAGGAGGAGGAAGAUGAAGGGGGAGACGACACCGACAGUCUGCACUCGCUCCCCCACUCACGUGCCGCCUCGCCUCCUUCUGCGACGCGCUCCACCUCUGAACAGUCGGUCCUGUCCGCCUCUCAGGGAGAAGUGCUCAGCCCAAGUGACAGCUCAGGGACCACCAGCCAGGAGCAUGAGGAUACUCCAACAGCGUCCCUCUUGAACCUGGAGCCCACUGAAAACAUCAUAGAGGUCAGCCCGGCGACUCAGAGGAGGAUCAGGGCCUCGCUGUCUGAUCUCGACAAUGAAGAGGCGAUAGAAAACCUCUCCGUCCGCCAGCUCAAAGAGAUUCUCGCCAGGAACUUUGUCAAUUACUCUGGCUGCUGCGAGAAGUGGGAGCUGCUGGAGCGAGUGCACCGGCUCUACAGAGAGAACGAGCAGAACAGGAAAUCCAUGGAAAACGUGAGCAUAACUGCAGUGGUUGCAUAUCCUCCACCUCUCUGCAACACUAGCGUUGGAGAUGGCGUCAAAGCUCAGCUGGCGGCCGACGAGAACCUGUGUCGCAUCUGCAUGGACGCCAUCAUUGACUGCGUGUUGCUGGAAUGUGGCCACAUGGUGACCUGUACCAAAUGUGGGAAGAGGAUGAGCGAGUGCCCCAUCUGCAGGCAGUACGUAGUACGGGCCGUGCAUGUCUUCAAGUCUUAAAAACUUUGUGUGUGCGUGUGUCAAGAGCGGCCCUCAGGCGUGCGCGUGGCCCGAGCCCUGAAUUUAUCACUGAGGAUGAACUGCUGUGCAUGACGUCUCCCAGGGUCUAAUGCUGCAGCAGGCGUGAGCAACUUCCCGGUCUUUCAAACCAGACUGUUGCCUCUGGCCUACCACGGUUUGCCCCCCCCCACCUUACUAACUCAUAUCCCACUUCUCCUCCCUGGUGGACCGUCAUCAGCCACACCGGGACACUCACUCUUUCUCUCUUUGGUCUGUUCAACACACAGCGGAAACCCCUGCCAUCACUUUCUACUCUCCGUUCUGUUUAGGUUCUACUCACAGGAGAGAACUCGGAGGGGUUGGUCGUGUGGAUACUUGAAGCUGGAUCGGCUUUGUUGUUGUUUGUGAAGAAGAGGAAGAAAGAAAAUUUAAAAAAUAUAUAAGAUUCCAGGGUUAGAGUCGAUAUGGUUUACACAGUCAUGCCACAUGACGCCGUGUUAUUUCCCUCAGUGUUCUUUAGGAUGUGCAAUAUCAGAAAAAAAACAGAUGUGUUUAAGAAACGCCGGAACAUGCACCGAGUCAUCUCGUCUCGCACACGGUAGGAGUGUGUAGGGUGCCAAAAAUCAUGCCUUCAGUGGAUAUUUGGUUACAGCAUCUCAUUUACCAGCAAGCUUGGUGUGACAGUUUACUCUCUUUUUUUUUCUUGAAUAAACUUAAGGAGAUCAAGUGUGUACAUGUAACCCAUUUAACACUUACUGACUGUGUGAAGGAUGCGAUUGUUUGUCCAUUUUCUCAUCUGAAAUGUCAGCUGCUUGUGUGCAGAUCCUGCUGCGUGAAAGUUUGUUCUGACACAAAAACACCUGAACUCAAGGCCCACUUUCAAGCAUUUUUUCCGGAGCUUUCAAACACAUUUUAGAUAGUUGGAAACAUUAAAACCUCCUGCCUGAUGUCAGUUUACCUACCAAAACAGACCUGACCCGCUGGAAGAAACUCCACAAGACUUAUGAAGGUUUUCCUGAGCAGAUCUUUUCAUUACUGGAAGUUAAGGUGGAGCUUCUAUGGAUUUUCCAGCACAUCCCAAAAAUGCUCAAUUUGAGAAAAGUUGGAGGUCAAGUCAACACCUUGGGCUCUUUGUCACGUUCCUCAAACCAUUCCUGAAUGUUUUUUACAGUGUAGCACGGUGCAAUAGAAAGAAACCACUGCCAUCGGGGGUGUUUAUGGUCUGGUACACUGUUUAGGUAGGUGUCAAAGUAAAAUCCACAGUUUCCCUCUC